This is a messenger RNA of Sclerotinia borealis F-4128, 366 nucleotides long. NCBI's taxonomy places the organism in Eukaryota, Fungi, Ascomycota, Leotiomycetes, Helotiales, Sclerotiniaceae. The record is from the annotation of a GenBank genome assembly.
AUGUUGUACGAGCUCGUCGCAAUUGUUCGACCCAACAACCUCGUCGAGGUCAAAGAAAUUGCCCGCACAGCAGGAACACUCAUUCUCAAAUCCGGCGGGACCAUCCGUGGUAUGCGCAACUGGGGCGUAUCGAGUCUACCCAAGCGAACGCGCAAACAUCAAGCACAAUACCAUGAAGGUCAUUACUUUGUCAUGAGAUACGACGCCGCGAGCCGGACACAAGAUAUGGUACGGACGAUUCUUGGAACAGAUCCACGGAUGAUCAAGUUUAGUUCGGUGAAGUUGGGAGAUGGCACAUUGGAGAGUUUGAGUAAAUUUGGAUCAAUCAUUCCUUGGACAAUGGAAGAACAUGUGAAGGAGGCAUGA